AUGGUCGUCGAGCCAGAAUGCCACGUCAUGAUCACAGAGCUUGCGACACCUUCUGCCCCUGAUCCCCAAUCUGCUCCAUGUCAUGUGACCGCCAUGCCCGAGUCUGCUCCGUGCCAUGUCCCAGCCAAGCUUCAGUCUGCUCCAUGCCAUGUCACAGGUUCACCUCUGGUCUAUGAGCCAAUGCCCACGCCUGCCACAGCCAACGAGCUAACGCCCACGCCUACCACGGCCAACGAGCCAAUGCCCACGCCUGCCACAGCCAACAAACCAGUAUUGCAAUCCUCUUCAGUCUCAGAGCCAGCAUUGCAAGCCUUGUCUGUCCCAGAGCCAGCUCUCACUGAGCUAUUAGACCUGGAGUUGGUUCCCGCCCUUGUGUCCACCCUGAGUACUCUUCCUCCUCCUCCUCCUCCUCAACCAUCGUCCCCUGUGACAUCUCAGACAAGGGUAACUUCCAACCCUCUGAGUCCACCUAGACCCUCCGAGCCCUGGAAUCUGCCUUGGCCCUCCGAUCCCUCAACAUCACCUCGGCUCUACUUUCACUCGGAUCCACCUUGGUCUCCCAGCCUAUCAGCUUCAGCGAGGUUCAUCAUCACUACAGCUACUCCUGGUCUGUCUAGCACCUGGCUCCGCCUUGGCUCUCCAAUCCUCCGGCUACGCCUUGGCUCUCCGAUCCUUCGACUCCACCGGAGACCUCCAUCCCUAUGACUCCGCCUUGGUUCUCAAUCCCAUUGGCUCCACCUCAGUCUACCGAUCC
Messenger RNA from Xyrauchen texanus (razorback sucker), 754 nucleotides. RefSeq lists its product as uncharacterized. The transcript has a single exon. The record is from RefSeq and is a predicted model, not a curated record. Lineage: Eukaryota; Metazoa; Chordata; Actinopteri; Cypriniformes; Catostomidae. Bases 1 to 705 code for a protein of 234 amino acids.